AUGGAUGGUCUUUUAGGGUCAACACGUGGACUUGGCAUCAAAUACGGGCUUGGUGGCAGUUCUCUAGGGUCAUCCAAUGAAGUUGUACAAAUCCGUUUACAAGGUGACUCCUAUCCAGAUGGUGAUUCUUUGGGAGCAGCUGGUGUUGACAUGUUUGGUGGACUAGCUGGCUAUGGUGGCGUUUCUUCUUCCGGUGUGCCGUAUUAUGUGGAUUCAAUGAGUGGGAAUUCAGGUCUGUGUAGUGGUGGUGGUGCUGGUGGAGUGCUGGGAUUCGAUGAUGAGCUAGGUCAUUCAGGACUAGACAGUAAUGAACUUGUCCAACUUUUGGGUGGCAGCCAAGCUAUUGCCCAACUAUCAGAUAGCCAACUAGAAGAGCUGGGUCGCGCACAAUUCACCAUUGUAGAUCCCAGGACUGAUAGUGAAUUGGCCAACUGCCCGCUAAGUUUAUCUGUGGAAGAAGAUGAUCGACCUUUGGAUGAAGAAGAAAUGCUUUAUUUGACCAAAGCAAAAAAUUUAGAUCGUGUUCGUGUUCUAUCUGUACCCGCUUCUGGAUAUACAAGUAUAAAUGCUAGUCAUUUGGCAAAAUGUAUCAACCUAUGUGAAUUGGAUUUAUCAGAGAAUGCUUUACGUGUAUUUCCUAGACGUUUACAUUUACCCCAAUUAACAAAACUUAGUAUUACAGGGAAUAGAUUUAUACACUUACCGCUAGUUGAACAAUUCCCUAAACUAACUCGAUUGAAUUUAGACGAAAAGUUGAAACAAUUAUUAAAUCCACAAAUGUUAGCUUACUUCUGUCCAAAACUUAAAUAUAUCAAUGGGAUAUACUUUGAAGAGAUGCUAACUGAUUUCACUGUUCGUAUUAUUCAAGAAGCUAGAUCAAUGAUAGAACCAAUUAUACGUUCAAAGUGGGAAACAGAUUUUGCUGAUCGUUUUCCUUUCGUGAAGAAUCGAGAGGAACGUAUGGCAUUGAUUGGAAGCAUGAUUCAGCUUAUAAGGGAGCGUAAUCUAUUAGUUAGUGAAGCUUUAAGCAAAUAUAAAGAUUUAUUGCUCUUUCGAUCGAUUGACGAAUUUCUACGAUCUAAACUGUACGAUGUAGCUGGGGCAGAACUGUUGAAUGCAGUUGAUUCUCUUGAUAAUGACAAGUUAGUGACUUCAACUACCAACCAUAUUACUGAUAUUAAUAGUAGUAGUACUACUACUGAAACAAUAAAAACUACUUCAGGUGUUACUACAAAUGGACUUGUUAAAUCAGGUGAAUAUUCUAAUGACAAUCAUACUUUAACUGGAACUUCAGGAAUAACUAAUAAUGAGUUGGUCAAUUCAACUGAUUGUACUAUUAAUAUUAGUGCUAUUCCUGCUGCUGGUGCUACACAACAAAAAAGUUCUGAUUCAAUUCAUUUGAGCACUAAACUGUCUGUAUGCGAUUUCGAAUCUGAUGAUGCACAUGAUGAAGAUGAAGAGGAGAAAGAAGCAACUGCACGUGCUGCAAAUGAAUGCGCAUUAUUUGACGCUGCAGAUGAUUUGUUAGGUACACAUUUACCAGAUUUACAAUUAUUAUGUCAAAGUGCUAAUCAAUUACAAACAACCUUUUUUGUUGAUUCAAUGGGUCGUUUACAUCAACAACAAGUACUUCUUACACCGAAUGGUGCUUGUCAAUUAGGUUUACCAACUACAAAUGGAUUAUCAAAUUAUCAAUUACACUUAGGACGUUCUUUACGUCAAGGUCGAUCGAUUGUUAUGACUGUUGUACGUCCACGUGGUGUUAGUGGUCGACCAGUAGCUGAAUUUUUACCCGGUGAACUACGUAACAAAGACUAUGUCAAAGGCUAUAUGGCUUCUGAAAUCUAUAAAAAAGCUGUCAAAGAUACUUUAGGACAAAAAGCAACUCCUAAAAAGCGUACUGGAACUGGACGUAUUCGAAAGUCUGAUCAAGUCAAUCCAACCGUAGGCGAAAAAUCUUGGCCUGGAUCAACAACACCUGGUAUGAUUCCACUUGGUGAAGUUAAUUCUGAAACAGGAACUACUACUAAAAGAGUGGCGUUUGAUUUUGAUACGGGAGAGGAUGCAGGCAGUACAACAGGUGGUCUUCCUCCUCGACCAAAGAAAAGAAAGUCAAUGGGCAUGCAUAGAAGUUUAAGAGAUCUUUGUUCAGAUACAACUUUCUCAGCGGAUGCCUAUAAUUCAACGAAUACAACAACAGUAGGCGGUGGCCCACGAUCUGAUUCAACUCCUAUUGACUAUGAUCCAUUACACUUUAUACGUUGUCAUGCUAAAGAUAAUGAUGCUGGAGAUAGUGAAACAAAAGUUUGGCGUUGCCUUUUUGAACCAAAUCCCAUGCGACCAGAUGAAACAACUCAUGUUGUUGCCACUUGUGGCGGUGAAUGUGUUUGCUUGAUCAACUGUGAAACUGGAAAAGUUAUGAAGCGUUUUAAACAUAUGGAAGAGGAAUUUUACACUAUUGCAUGGACAACUGUUGAAGUGGAAGGCGGUAAACGUACCAAUAUAUUGGCUGCUGCUGGUCGUAUGCACGAGAUUAGACUACUUCAUCCAGAACAAUUAGUUUGUUAUGCUGAAAUGAAAGGUCAUACAGAAGAUGUAACAGCAAUGAUAUUUCAUCAGACACAGUCUACAGUUUUAUUCAGUGGGGAUUCUAAGGCAUCUGUUAUAGUCUGGGAUAUUGGAGUUCCUUCUGUACCAGACUAUAAAACACGAUAUCAACUACUGAUGCGUUUACGUUGUCCCAGAUUAGAUGUUAAUCCAGUUUUGAAUUUGGUCUUCCUUCCACACUAUGCUUAUUUAAUAGCUGGUUGUGAAGAUGGCUUAUUCGCUUGGAAGAUAACCGAUCUGCGUUUAGAGAAACGUGAACGUGAACCAGACAUGGAGUUAAAAUUGGACUUUAAUCAUGAAGUUUGCAUUGAUGCUUUAGCUCAAUUAAGUGAUAAUGCUUUAGUAUUGAAAGUGGUGGAGUCAGGCGAGAUUAUGGUGUUUGAUUUUGCAUCAAUUCUUGAACGACGUAAAGGUUUACAACGUCUUGUUCCAAUCGAAAUGAGAGGACAUUUAUUAUGGCAGAAAACAGAUGAAAUCUAUAUUAAUGUAUCUGUUAGACAAAAUCUUGGUGCUGUCCUUUGCGGUGACAAUGAAGGCUCAAUUUGGAUAUAUGAUUUAGAUCCUUAUUUAGAUGAUCUACACUCAUCUAGUCGUAAACGUUUCCAUGUUAAACCAAUUAAGAUUCUUGAAUGGCCAGAAUGCUCAGUUCAGGGGAAUCGUGAUGAAGAUCAACAACUCAAAGAAAGUAUUACAUCAGGUUUUCGAAAUCCUGUUGUCAAUUCAGUUGAAAUGAGCUCCGACGGUUAUUAUCUAGCUGCUGUGACUGAUAAUAAUCUUGUAUGUAUAUGGCGAUAUGCUCCACCGCAACAGCAACAACCACCGCCGCCACAACAACAACACUAUCCUCAAAUCGUUCAACAAACAACAACUUCAGCCUAUCAAAAUGUUCCGCAUACAAGCAACCAAUUAACCGUUCUUAAUAAUGCUAUUGUUACAGCUGCCGGUGUAAUUGAUGGUGCAUUGUCAACAAUUACAGACAUGGAUAUAUUGAACAACUCUUCUUCAACUGCAUUAGAAUCUAAUGUGAUAGGACUUGUUGCUGGUCAACAUUUGUUAGGAUAA
Heterobilharzia americana is the source of this 3669-nucleotide messenger RNA. Lineage: Eukaryota; Metazoa; Platyhelminthes; Trematoda; Strigeidida; Schistosomatidae. The record is from the annotation of a GenBank genome assembly.